AGGUGUGUGAGAUGUGUCAUUUACUUGAGCUGGGGUGGAGGUGAGACACAUUCAGUUGAGCAGUAGUCUUCUUCGCUGUGGUUCCCAUUGAUACUAAUAUCAGAUAAAGAAUACUAACAAGACAUCAUAGAAAGAGAAUACCAGACUAGUAAUGGCUGCAGUUUCCUUGUCCAGAUCUCAGAGAGUGUUCAGGAACUUGUCUCUGAUCCUAUUGAGUGGAUCAGUCUCUCUGCUCCUGUGGAUGGCUCUCAGACGUCCGCUGGCCUCAGACAGGGGUCCUCUCCCCGCUACAGACCUCCUCCCCUCGGACUACGCUGCCGACCUGCAGGCCUGCUCAGCCAUAAUCCGAGGAGACAUGGAGGGUCUGGAGAGGGAGCAGCUCAGCCUCCUGCUGAAGACCAAGAAGAAGCAGCAGCUGCUUUCAGAGGAGUUCUACCACAAUGUAACUCAGGACUGUCAGAGGUACGUUGCAGACAGAGGGUUCAUCACCGUUACUCUGAGCCAGGAGGAAAAGGAGUUCCCCAUCGCCUACUCCAUGGUCAUCCACGAGAAGAUUGAGAUGUUUGAGAGGCUUCUGCGUGCUUUGUACACUCCUCAGAACGUCUACUGCGUCCACAUCGACCAGAAAUCAUCCGAGGACUUCAGGAGUGCAGUGAGAGCUAUUGUUUCCUGCCUACCCAAUGUGUUUGUGGCCAGUAAGAUAGAGAGCGUGAUCUACGCCUCCUGGUCCAGAGUGCAGGCUGACCUGAACUGUAUGGAGGACCUGCUAAAGUCACCUGUCCAGUGGAGGUACCUUCUCAACACCUGUGGAACAGACUUCCCCAUUAAGACCAACGCUGAGAUGGUUCAGGCCCUCAAACUGCUGAACGGGAAAAACAGCAUGGAGUCAGAGGUCACCAACGGCUACAAGAAGGGCAGAUGGCAGUUCCACCACAACGUCACGGACACAGUAGUCAGGACAGAGGUUAAGAAGACCCCUCCACCAAUCAACACCCCCAUGUUCUCUGGCAAUGCCUACUUCGUGGUAUCCAGAGCCUUCGUCCAUCACGUGAUGAAGAGUCAGGAGGUCCGGGUUCUGCUGGAGUGGGAGAAGGACACCUAUAGUCCUGAUGAACACCUGUGGGCCACUCUGCAGCGCAUGCCCGCUGUCCCAGGCUCCAACCCCCCCAACAGUAAGUUCCAGCAGUCUGAUAUGAACUCCAUGGCCAGGGUAGUGAGGUGGAGCUACCUGGCUGGGGAUGUGAGGAGCGGAGCCCCCUACCCCCACUGCUCCGGGACCUACAGGAGAGCUGUGUGUGUCUAUGGAGCUGGAGACCUGCAGUGGCUCCUAAACCAACACCACCUUAUUGCUAACAAGUUUGACCCUGAGGUGGAUGAUGUGGCGAUCAGGUGUCUGGAGUCAUACCUGCGCUUUAAAGCAACGUACAGUGUAUCAGUAAGGACAGUGGAAUCUGGGAAUAUCUUACAAAAACUAUGAAAGGUUGAAAAUACAAUCGUGUAGCUGUUUUUACCCCUUUAACUCUAUUCUCAAACGGCUAGAGCGUGUUUUAUUUCUGAUUAUACUGUAUAUUUCUGAUGUUAAUGUAAGAGGGUUGUAAAUAAAAUGUCGUUUUUCUUAGAUGCUGGGGUUGCACUGUAUCGUUGUGAUUGCCAUGAAUAUUCCAGACAUACACCCUCCUGUAGUCUUUAAUUAGUACUGCAUCUAGUCCAAUGACUAGUUUCACUGAACACAUCAAUUCUGUAACAGUUAUACCAUCGUUAUUACAGUUUUACAUGUAGUCAACAAUGCCAGGCUAUAAAGUUUUAUAACAUUAUAUAUACAUACUUGGUGUACGAGGGAACGACAAAUCAUAUACACAGGUUUAGUGUGCCUGGAGUCUCAUGAUUUAUAGGGCCUUCCUCUGCACCACUACCUGCUAUGACAACUGCUCGGCCUCCGACCGCAAGGCACUACAGAGGGUAGUGCGUACGGCCCAGUACAUCACUGGGGCCAAGCUUCCUGCCAUCCAGGACAUCUAUACCAGGUGGUGUCAGAGGAAGACCAUAAAAAUGGUCAAAGACUCCAGCCACCCUAGGCAGACUGUUCUCUGUGCUACCGCACGGCAAGCGGUACCGGAGCACCAAGUCUAGGUUCAAGAGGCUUCUCAACAGCUUCUACACCCAAGCCAUAAGACUGCUGAACAGCUUCUACCCCCAAGCCAUACCACGGCUGAACAGCUUCUACCCCCAAGCCAUCAGUCUGCUGAACAGCUUCUACCCCCAAGCCAUUAGACUGCUGAACAGCUUCUACCCCCAAGCCAUUAGACUGCUGAACAGCUUCUACCCCCAAGCCAUUAGACUGCUGAACAGCUUCUACCCCCAAGCCAUACGACUGCUGAACAUCUAAUCAAAUGGCUACCCAGACUAUUUGCACCCCCCCCCCAUUUACACUGCUGCUACUCUGUUAUCUAUGCAUAGUCACUUUAAUAACUCUACCUACAUAUUACAUGAAUUACCUUGACUAACCGGUGCCCCGUCUAUCGCCUCCACAUUGUUAUUUUACUGCUGCUCUUUCACUAUUUGUUACUUUUAGUCCUCAGUUUUAGUCCUCGGUUUCCCGUAGGUGAAGAAGCCAGAUGUGGAGGUCCUGGGCUGGCAUGGUCUGCGGUUGUGAGGUCUGUUGGAAGUACUUCCACAUUCUCUAAAACGACAUUGGGAAGCAGCUUGUGGUAGAGAAAUUAACAUUCAACAUUCACUCUGGAAAUAGCUCAUUCCUGCAGUCAGCAUGCCAAUUGCACGCUCCCUCAAAACUUGAGACAUUUGUGGCAUUGUGUUGUGUGGAAAAACUGCACAUUUUAGGGUGGCCAUUUAUUGUCCCCAGCACAAGGUGCACCUGUGUAAUGAUCAUGCUGUUAAAUCAGCUUCUUGAUGUACCUGUCAGGUGGAUGGAUUAUCUUGGCAAAGGAGAAAUGGCUCACUAACAGAUGUAAAAAAUUUGUGCACACAAUUUGAGGGAAAUAAUAUUUUUGUGCGUAUGGAAAAUGUCUGGGAUCUUGUACUUCAGCUCAUGAAACCAACACUUUACAUGUUGAGUUGAUAUUUUUUGUUCAGUAUAUUUAUAUAUAGAUUGAACAGAAAUCUGCCAUUCAGCACACGCCUUUAUGCAAAGUGGCUUUACAGUCAGAAAUGUUCUAACUUACUCAUUUAGAAGCAGCUCAUCUUCUCAGUGUUUUAAUUAAAGCCGCUCUAAUGUUAAACAAUAUCUUAAGUAACACCAAGGUAUUAAGGCAGCUUUUUCAUUUGACUCCUCAUUUAAGAGUAGUUUUUUUGUUGGAACCAUGCCAUUUUUUACUGUAGAAUACCUAAGACGUGAUUGUAACUAAUUUGAGUCAAACAUGAAACUAAACCCAGUCUUACCAUGUAAUGUAUUGUUUGUAUAGUGUAUCAUGUAUGCCAACUACUGUGGUAAGUAUGUGUGUAUUUCUGUUGUACUUGAAAAAUUAUUCCUAAUGAAUAAAGACACAUUUGGAUUUGGA
Molecule: messenger RNA, 3515 nt
Organism: Oncorhynchus kisutch (coho salmon)
Lineage: Eukaryota; Metazoa; Chordata; Actinopteri; Salmoniformes; Salmonidae
Gene: gcnt3
Product: glucosaminyl (N-acetyl) transferase 3, mucin type
Exons: 1
Coding region: 152-1477 (441 amino acids)
Cellular component (GO): membrane
Molecular function (GO): acetylglucosaminyltransferase activity
Source: RefSeq, a predicted model, not a curated record